AUGCUUCCUGAUGCGACAAUCGACAGAGCAGCUGACAAGCUUGCCGAAUUCCGGAGAGACAACGCCUUGAGUGAGAUUCUCGACCAGUAUGCUGUUCUUGUUGAGGACUACAGACGGCUCAAGAGCGAUUAUGAAGAAGAGCGUGAGGGCAGAGAAAGAUACAAGCAGCUUGCUCGGGGGCAAGAACGCAACCCUUUCGCUCUGGUCGUCGUUGACGGCGAUGGAUACAUCUUUGACGAACGCUUUGUCAGAGAUGGCGAAGAAGGUGGCAGUCGAGCUGCUAAGCAACUAAACGAUACUAUUAAAGAUAGUCUGCGUCGCAAGGGCCUCGAAACAUGCGAGGUUAUGAUUCGCGUCUACGCCAACCUCACCGGUCUAUCAAAGGCGUUGUGCAAGAACGGUCUCGCCGGAGCCGAAAAACGAUCUCUGUCGUCCUUCACAGCUGGCUUCAACAGAUCCUAUGGCCUUGCUGACUUUAUCGACGCCGGCGAACUAAAGGAGAACGCCGACUUCAAACUCAAAGCCAUUCUGCGCCUUUACGCCGAUAACGCUCAGUGCAAGCACAUCUACUUCGCUGCCUGCCACGAUGUCGGCUACGUCUCGGAUCUUACUCCCUUUAGGGGUAACCGCGAGAGAUUCACGCUCGUCCGUACACCAAGCCUGCUCUUCCAUAAGGAGUUUGACAGACUUGGAAUGAACAUCGAAGAGCUUCCCGGUGUGUUCCGCCAUUCACCUCUUACAUACGCCUAUGCCACUGCGCAAACAAAGACGAGUCUGCCUUUAUCCAGCAAUAUCGGAAAGGCUAGCCUUCCAUAUAACAAUACUACAUCAACAAAAGGAGCUGCCAACGAUGGUAAUACGAUGUGUAGCUUUUACAUGCAAGGAAAUUGCCGAUACGGCAGCACCUGCAAGUUCUCCCACAGUGAGAAUAAAUCAUCUAGCCAGAAUAGUACACCUUCGCCCUCCAUCGGUAAUGGCACAAAGACGGACCGCAACUUCUCGAACGAUUGGCGACGUGGUUCUAGUGUAUCCAACGGCGGCAAACUGAGCAUCGACUCGCUUCCAAAGAAGGAAGAUAUCCCAGAUGGUCUAGUGCCCAUAAACGCAGUCGAAGAUCGCCUUGAUGCCUACCUACCCUCCCCCGACCCUGACGCUGUCCGACGCCUCAAAGUACUAUCCCAAGACCGAAAAUUCUGCAAUAACGCGCAGCUGUAUAACUCUUGCGAAAACCCCAAUUGCGAAUACGAGCAUGCUCCGAUCCCCGAGAAUCUGAAACCAGCGCUGGAGCAUCUUUCACGAUCAGUCCCGUGCUCCCGCAAAGGAAGUUGCCGACGAGCAAACUGUGUACACGGCCAUGUCUGCCAAAAGGUUGAUUGCCGUCACCGAAAUGGUGGGAAGGGUUAUUGUCGUUUCCCUGCCAGAGUGUGUACAGCGGAUUACACCGUUAGUGACUUUGUUCCGAGCAGCGAUCCUCCUUUGAUGUCGCCAUCUGUCGACUCGGAUGAUGGGCGUAACGCGGACAACGGAGGGACGGAUCUGUGGGGGAUUUAUCAACCACCACUUGACUGA
Messenger RNA from Fusarium sp. VM40, 1569 nucleotides. Lineage: Eukaryota; Fungi; Ascomycota; Sordariomycetes; Hypocreales; Nectriaceae. The record is from the annotation of a GenBank genome assembly.